AUGUUAAUCACCGGACUGUCUUCGUUGGCUUGCCUAUUGGCUUGCGCUUCAGCCAGCUAUGCCCACUCGACCAAGUAUCUAAUGGUCUUUGGUGAUUCAUAUUCCACAACGGGCUCCUUGGCAGACGGUGAAGCCCCUUCACCCGCCAACCCCAUCGGAAAUCCAAGCCUCCCAGGUAUUACGACCAGUGGUGGUCUGAACUGGGUCGGACAGGCCAUCUCCCAGCUCAACUCAUCCCUCGUCCUGUCUUACGACCUUGCCGUCACGAACGCCACCGUUGACGAGGCGAUUGUAAGCAACGCGGCUGGAUCAGGAGUGGACGACCAGGUCGCCCUGUUCGGACAGCACGUCGCCAAAGCUGGAACCUGGACUGCAGCAGAUACCCUUACCGCUGUCUGGGUCGGCAUCAACGACGUUGGCCUCCCGUGGCAGCUGGGGGAGGAGCCGCCCAUCGAGACAGUUCUGCAGAGAUACCUAGAGCUGCUGAAAAUUCUCUACACCAACGGUCUCAGAAGAUUUGUUCUUUUCACACUGCCUCCAUUUGAUCAAGCACCUGGGGUCCUUGGCGCUCCGGAGGAGGCACAGGAUUUCCUCCGCAGCUACAUCGACACCUACAACAACGGUGUCGGGGGUAUUCUGAAGGAGUUGAAGGCCUGCCACCACGACGUGAGAGGACAGGUCUUCGACACCGCUCCGGCGUUCCGAAGGGCGCUCGAGAGCCCGGAGACGUAUGGUGCUCCGAACGCGACCUGCUUCAACAGCGACGGGGUGAGCUGUCUCUGGACUGAUUAUUUCCAUCCUGGUGUUGCUAUCCAGGAACUCGUGGCGGAGGAUCUCGUCAAGGAGACUGGAUUCUUCUAA
This is a messenger RNA of Clonostachys solani, 861 nucleotides long. The record is from the annotation of a GenBank genome assembly. NCBI's taxonomy places the organism in Eukaryota, Fungi, Ascomycota, Sordariomycetes, Hypocreales, Bionectriaceae.